This is a messenger RNA of Cololabis saira (Pacific saury), 2314 nucleotides long. Its product is annotated as alpha-2Db adrenergic receptor-like. The record is from RefSeq and is a predicted model, not a curated record. Gene Ontology annotation, biological process: regulation of vasoconstriction; platelet activation; regulation of smooth muscle contraction. The transcript has 2 exons. Bases 835 to 2298 code for a protein of 487 amino acids. NCBI's taxonomy places the organism in Eukaryota, Metazoa, Chordata, Actinopteri, Beloniformes, Belonidae. Gene Ontology annotation, molecular function: alpha2-adrenergic receptor activity. Gene Ontology annotation, cellular component: membrane.
CUCUCUCCUCCUCACUGAUCUCUCACUCUCUCCUUUCAUCUCUCCUCUCCGUUAGGCUCUCCUCUUCCUCGCCGUCCUCCUCCUCUCAGUAAUAACUGAACAGAGGAGGCAGCAGCAGCAGUGUCACUCAGCUCCGCAACAACUCGCAUCAAAGUGGGGACUCUUAUUAUUGUUUUCUCCUCUUUUUCUUAAAUAGAUUAUCCUUUUAAUCAGUUUCUUUUUGGUCAGUCUUUUCAGUCGAUUCUUCUCUACUUUUCAUUCUUUUUUCUGCUAUACCGAUCUUUGUCAGCGUGCAGCAGUAUGGGGAUACCAUACAUCCUAAAAAAGGUUUGUGCCCCUACUCCAACUAGAGCAUAUUGCCAUAUGCUCGUCUUUUUUUAUUUUUUGCAUCUCGUCGGACAUAAGUAGGACAGUUUUGUGGUUUUCAUACAGUAUGUCAAGGUCUGGACUCCCACGUGCGCAGAUGUGAAUGGAUCUUCAGAGGUAUUUUUGAAAUCUUGUGUCAAUAUACCUUUGAUUGGGUGACAGGAUGUGUGGUGGCAUCGAGCAGUAACACAUCACUAAGUAUUGACCAAAGCUGUUGUCCAGCACGGACUGGAGAAAUGUCAUUUCAGUCUGACCGAAAGCUUAAUUGUUCUUAAAAAUCAAAUAUUCAAAAGCUGCAGGAUAUUUUUGGGGAUAUUUUUUUCGGCUCUGGAAACACAACUCUGUCUCUUUUUCCUUUGUGAUUUCAUGCUACUUUACUUUCUCCCUGGCUGGUACAAACACCCUCUCCCUGUAUAAAAUGCAAAAGAAGUUAAGCACACAAGCAAAAUAAACAGCCAUUUAACCAGGAUGGACUUCCAAGAUGUAUCCACGACUGUCAUGGCCACGUUCCCGUCCACUUUUCCACCAAAUUCCUCUUUGGAGAAUUCCAGCCAGACGUCCUCGUCCUCGUCCAGAUCCCCUCCUCUGCCUCCGCACUCCCCGGUGGUGUCGGUGUUUAUCGUGCUGGUGGUGUCGGUGAUCAUCCUGGGGACGGUGGUGGGGAACGUGCUGGUGGUGGUGGCCGUGUUCACCAGCCGAGCCCUGAGGCCCCCGCAGAACCUCUUCUUGGUGUCUCUGGCUUCAGCUGACAUCCUGGUGGCGACGCUGGUCAUCCCCUUCUCCCUGGCCAAUGAGGUUAUGGGAUACUGGUACUUUGGGUCCACCUGGUGCUCCUUCUAUCUGGCUCUGGACGUCCUGUUUUGCACUUCUUCCAUCGUCCACCUUUGUGCCAUCAGCCUUGAUCGCUACUGGUCCGUCACUAAAGCCGUGAGCUACAACCGCAAGCGGACGCCGAAGCGGAUUAAAGUGAUGAUCAGCAUCGUGUGGCUCAUCUCCAUCGUCAUAUCGUCCCCACCUCUCCUCAUGUCCCAGAAUGAAAACGAUUCGGAGACCGAGGACGAGAACAACGUGCACAGGCAGGAGUGCCUGAUCAACAACGAGACGUGGUACAUCCUGUCCUCCUGCAUGGUGUCUUUCUUUGCUCCGGGAAUCAUCAUGAUCCUUGUUUACUGUAAGAUCUACCGCGUUGCGAAGCAGCGAGCUUCUACUGUAUUUGUAGCUAAGAAUGUGAUGGAGAGGCAGCCCUCGCAGUCGGAGACCUGCUUCGUGGGCAACGCCACCACGUGUCAAAGGAAGGGCGGAGCCCAGUACGAGCUGGACAGCCCGCUGCCCUCGAACCGACGCAGCUUUUCCAAAGUGGACACCAGCUGCAGCACUCACAGGAGAGGGGAGCUGGAUGAAAUCGAUCUGGAGGAGAAGGGCUGUGACAUCAAACGAUCCUCGUCCUUUUCCUCAUCGCUCCGCUUCCCUCGGAGAGCCAGCGGGAGGGUGAAAACCGAAGAUGGAAAGGAUGCCGAGGGAACAGCAAACAGGUUGAAACCCCCUCUUCCCCCUCCGUCCUGCGCCUCCAUAUCAUGGACGACAUCCGACCAGUGCUCCCAGCACUUCCUCCUCCCCUCCCCGCUGCCUCAUCGCAACAGGCAGAGGUCUCUGUCCAAAAACAAAGUGGCACAGAUGAGGGAGAAGCGCUUCACGUUUGUUCUGGCGGUGGUGAUGGGGGUCUUCGUCCUCUGCUGGUUCCCUUUCUUCUUCACUUACAGUCUCCACGCCAUCUGCAGAGACAACUGCACCAUCCCGGACACACUCUUCAACCUGUUUUUCUGGAUCGGAUACUGCAACAGCUGCCUGAACCCUAUCAUAUACACUAUUUUUAACCGAGACUUCAGGAGGGCCUUCAAGAAGAUCCUGUUCCAAGCUCAUAAACGGACAUAAGAUGAGAAUGUAAAUG